AUGAAGGAACACAAUCUCACAGUAAUGACUGAAUUCAUCUUAAUGGGCAUCACUGACAGUUCUGAGUUGCAGGCCCCAUUAUUUGGGCUGUUCCUUGUCAUAUACAUGACCACAAUGGUUGGCAAUUUGGGAAUCAUUAUUCUUACCACAGUGGACUACCAUCUGCAAACACCUAUGUACUUCUUUCUCAGACACCUGGCUAUUACAGAUCUUGGAUAUUCUACUGCUGUGGGACCCAAAAUGUUGGAAAAUUUUGUUGUAGAUCAAAACACAAUAUCAUUUAAACUUUGUGCCACACAACUAGCUUUCUUUCUUGUAUUCAUUGGUAGUGAGCUAUUUAUUCUAUCAGCAAUGUCCUAUGACCGCUAUGUGGCCAUCUGUAAGCCUCUGCUUUAUACUGUCCUCAUGUCACAAAGGGUAUGUUGGGUUCUUAUGGCAAUGCCCUAUCUCUAUUGCACAUUUGUGUCUCUUCUCAUCACAGUCAAUAUUUUCACUUCAUCCUUCUGUGGCUACAAUGUCAUUAAUCAUUUCUACUGUGACUGCAUCCCCUUGCUGUCUCUACUCUGUUCACAUGCAGAGGAAAUAGCAUUUAUUGUUAUGAUCUUUGCAGCUUUUGAUUUAAUCAUCUCUCUCCUUGUCAUCCUAGUGUCCUACAUGCUUAUCCUCACAGCAGUUCUAAGGAUGAACUCAGCAGAGGGCAGACGCAAGGCUUUCUCCACCUGUGGGUCCCAUCUAACAGUGGUGACAGUGUUCUAUGGUACUUUGAUAUUUAUGUAUGUGAAGCCUCAGUCUAGUAAUUCCACUGACAUUGAUAAGGUGUCUUCAAUCUUUUACACCCUGGUUAUCCCCAUGUUGAAUCCCUUGAUCUAUAGUUUGAGGAAUAAGGAUGUAAUCUCUGCCCUCCAUAGGACUUGGAGAAAUAUUUGCAAUAUCUUUUCUUAG
Messenger RNA from Peromyscus californicus insignis, 942 nucleotides. Its product is annotated as olfactory receptor 8K3-like. Gene Ontology annotation, molecular function: olfactory receptor activity; odorant binding; G protein-coupled receptor activity. NCBI's taxonomy places the organism in Eukaryota, Metazoa, Chordata, Mammalia, Rodentia, Cricetidae. Gene Ontology annotation, biological process: sensory perception of smell; G protein-coupled receptor signaling pathway. The coding region runs from base 1 to 942 and encodes 313 amino acids. Gene Ontology annotation, cellular component: membrane. The record is from RefSeq and is a predicted model, not a curated record. The transcript has a single exon.